Molecule: messenger RNA, 392 nt
Organism: Paramecium tetraurelia
Lineage: Eukaryota; Ciliophora; Oligohymenophorea; Peniculida; Parameciidae
Exons: 1
Source: RefSeq, a predicted model, not a curated record
AUGAAUUACAACCCAUAAACUUAAAAGACAACUUUGGCCAGAGAAAAAUAACAUGCCAAAAUGACCCAAGAUAUGAUUGAAAUACAAAAUGCUUAUCUAAGAAGCAAAUAUUUAAGAUUUAGAAAAAUUAUUACAAGAUUGGCAAGUAAAAUGAACAAAGAGAAAAGACCUCUUGAUUAAUUGUUAACUAACAAAACAAUAGAUGAGAUCAACUCAGCUUACAUUGAUAAACUCGAUUAAGGAAUUGAGAUAAGUGAAGGCAAUCUAUUUAGAUUAGUAAUGGAUGAAAAUUUACCAGGAACUAAAAAAUACAAAAGAUCUGAUUUAAUAAAGGUGUAUUUGAUAGAUUUGUUUAAUAUACAUGUUCUUUAUUGAUUUUCCAUAUAUCCAAA